Messenger RNA from Dicrocoelium dendriticum, 342 nucleotides. The record is from the annotation of a GenBank genome assembly. NCBI's taxonomy places the organism in Eukaryota, Metazoa, Platyhelminthes, Trematoda, Plagiorchiida, Dicrocoeliidae.
AUGUGCAACUUUAUGAGACUUGACUAUCUUCGGCCUAUUUAUGUGAUUCCAUGUGCGCCUGGAAAUAAUCGUGAUGUCCGAGGCCGUGUGAGAUUGCAAUUUCGUUGGGAUCCUAUUGAUCAACACACUGAUAAAUCGUCGCCUCGUUUUACACUCGCUUUGGAAUGCAGCAACUAUGGACAGAGACUCGGCGCCAUACAUCCUAUAAUUCCGCUUUCGACAAGACUUCUGCACUUUCUUCGACCGGACCUGACUGCAGAAUUCCUCUUUAUGCCCACGCUUAUGACACGUUUGACAAAUAUGAUGUUUGAAGGGACAAAAGCGGGCGAAAUGCCAUUCGCC